UGUAAAUUGAUUAAUUAUUAAUUUUAUUCUUAUUUUUUAUUCAAUCGUGAUACAACACACUUUUUGUUUGUUUGUUUUCGUCUGUACUCCAGAUGCAGUACGACUAUCAGACACGCGCUGCACAGUGCGGUGCGUGGUUUUCUCCGAUCCAGCAGGUGGCGCAGUGAAAUGAAAUGCAAACGGCGCUGUAUCACGAACAGAAGAAGAAAAUAGUUGCGGGAAAACUGAAGCGGAUGUGACCUGUGUUCAUUGGUGCAUACAAUCACAGAACAAGGUAAAUUUACGAAAUAUUACAUUUGUGCGCUAUGGUAGUGGACAUUGGAAAGAUUUGAGUGUCCUUUUGAGGUAAGUGUCGGUUUGCAGAGCUAUUUAACUGAGUUGUCCUGAGUUUUGAAGCUUUGGGGGGCUGGAUUAGUGACUUGUGUAACAUCUCAAAACAAAUCAGCAGCUACAGCUAUACUGAUGUUAAAGCUGCUGUCACUGUAUGAAACUUUUGGAUGCCUUGACAUCUGACCUCAUAAGCGCUAACCGUAAGAGUUAAAUAUUUGGCAGAUCUCACUUUACUGUAUAUUAUGUUACAUGAGACGUGCACGUGUACGUAUAUAACUGUAUUCUGCUUUGUCCCCAAAAAUAUCACGAGAGAAGACAGCUGGUUGUUUCAUUGUAUAAGAUAUUAUCAACAACUUUGACAUGCUUGUAGCAAUCUCCAAUGCCUUGAAUAUCACUAAAUAACACAUCCUCAUUAUCAAGCUCAUUCUAAAUCUCUGCUAACUUUUGUGUAGCACAUUAAGUUAAAUAUUACACAUUAUUUUAUGGUCAUGUGUUGUGAAAGUCCUUUAUUGCCAUUGUUUCAGUUACCUGUAGAUAACGCAAUAAAACUGACUACCCUGAUAACAAUAGACUCUCCCUGCACCAUAAAAGUAUCCUGAUCAAAGUAAAUUAUUAAUUGUCAUCAUUUCACUGCAGGAAGGGCACUUUUUAAUAGCGUAUGUAGUUAGAAUUUUUGUUACCCAAUAAUUAAAUAUAAAAUUAUACUCUAAACAUGGUUUAUUGCUGAUAAAUCGCAAUUAAAAGUACAUAAUUUUUUUCUAUGUUUACUGACCUUAUGUGUGGUUUCUUUUGUGCGAAAUGCCAUUUUAAAAGUUCGCGUACUGCAGUCAUACCUAUGAUCGUAGCAAUCAAAUAUGACCUCUACAGGUUUCAUGUCACUUUAUGUUGUUAAUAGGGGCAGAAAUCACCAUGAAAACUCCAAUGGCUACAGAUGUGAAAAAGGGGAUUUCAGUCCUCUGGGAGACUCUUCAGUGUCCCAUAUGGUGAGUUAAAUCAUUAAGAUUUUCUCUGUUUUGGUGAAUUAAUGGAUAAGUUUUGACACUUCUUUACUUAUUUCAAACCUUUUUUAUUAUCUUUAGCCUGGAUUUAAUGACCACACCUGUAUCUACGAAGUGUGACCACCAGUUUUGCAAGUAAGUUAGAUUUAAUUUUCUUCAAGAGAUUGAUUUUUAUAGAAUGUUGAUUCUUACUGUAUUUGUUUUCCUGUUUGCCAGAUUUUGUAUGUUGAAACUUUUGGACAACGCCAAGCGAAACAGCACAAACUGUCCAGUGUGUAAAGCCAAGAUCACAAAAAGGUUGAAAAACAUUCUUUUUAUGAUAGUGUCAAAAAAAAGUAACUUUAAUAUUGUCUUGACACAAGUAUCUAUGACUCUUGUGCAGGAGUUUGCAGGAGAGCCCUGGGUUUCAGAGGCUUGUUGCUGGAUUGCAGGAUAUGAUACACGCCUAUGAACAUGACAGUGGCACAAACUGUAAGACUAUUUAAAGGAAUUUUUCAAACAGACUUGUCAUGUUUUUGUUUGUUUUACAUACAUACAUACAUACAUACAUAUAUAAAUAUAUAUAUAUAUAAAUAUAUAUAUAUAUAUAUAUACAUUUUUUCCCCUAUUUUGUUUUGUUUUCUCUAUUGCUUUUAUGCUGCCGUUUUUACUCUGUAAAGUGUCCCUGAGAGUCCAGAAAGGCACUUAUAAAUAAAAUGUAUAAUUAUCAUUAUUAUUAUCAUUAUUAUUAUUAUUAAGCUGUAAAUAAGGUAACAACAUGUUAUUUCAAUUCUGUAUUCUUAUGCUUUCAGACUUUACUGGAAUGCCCCAGGAAAUACAACAAAUAGGGUAAGAUGUUUGGGCACUAUUCACAAGUAAUAAAAGCUAUAAUAAUACUCUUUUACUUAAAGUCUUGGGAAACCUUUUCUUAUUACCCAGAGUCAAAGAUGCCACAGCUACUGAACAGUCUCAUGACAUGGCAUCUGGUGGAACAGAUGGAACUGUCAAUGAUAAUGUGGAAAACAGUGAAGAUUUUCCAAAGUCUCACUCCUCAACCAUAGCAGGUAAAAUCUUGAGGAUUAAUGUAGUAUUGAAGUUUUGCUUUCAUUUAUAGGCAACCAUAUUAAAGCAGUGGAAAGUGUUGCUGGUGAUAAUAAGUGACAAUUUCAGGUCAAAUCACGAUUAUUUCAAUUGUGUCACUGUUUAAUGUUAAUAUCUGUCAUUGCUCUAUCCUCCCAUUAGCUCAAAACGAUUUCGCAAGACUUAUGGGGCUUGAGGACUCUGGUCCUUUGAUGACAGAAAAUGAAGGUUUGGACAGUGGGCUUGGGGGGGCUCCACAAACAUCAGACAAGAAAAUAACAGAUUAUUUGGAACCAGCCGAAACAGAAGUGUCAGAAGUUGUAGAAAAAGCAGAGUCAACCCAAAAACCUGGAGGCAAAAUGUGUCCCUCUGAUUCAGAAAAUGCCUCCCUGUGUACUCAACAACAACCUGUACGAAAGGCAUCAAAGAGGAAGAAAAAGAAAAAAGAUUCACCAGACAAGAUUCUUGAGGAGAGACAGAAGAAAAGUCUUGAAAAAGUAGCCGAGUGGCUCAUGAAAGUUCCAGCUGAAGGAAGUCUUGAAUUUGAGAAACCUGAUGAAGACAAAUAUGACUCGGACAGCUGUUCUUCUACUUCAACAAUAGAUAUCAGGCAACAUAAUAUUAGCGAGUGCUUUCAGAAAGAGGAUCGUGCUAAAGGCCUUGAAGAGCAAGUGUUUGGGGCUGUGUACAAACGAGAGCGAAGAGGGAAAAGGACCAGCCCUCCUCAGAAAUUUUCUACAGAACCAACAAAAACCAGAGACACCAUGACAAAUGGAAAUGUUAGAGGAGACAACAAAAGCAUUGGAAUUCUUGAUGAUCUUGGCCCAGAAGACUGGAUGAAAAAUGAUACUGAGGAAGAGCAACAAAUGACAGAACAAGAAAACAAUACCAGCAGUGACUUUUUCAAAGAAACAGUGCUGACAGAGGCAGUAGAAGAAAAGAAUUACUCAGACAAACUUGGGGAAAAACUGACUACUUUGCCCGAUUGUGACCAAGAUAAUGUUGUAGAUGAGGUUCCCUGUUUAGUGUCUGAAAGAGGACAACAGGAACCAGAGAGAAAAUCAAAGAAAAAGACUCAUGACCUUGUGCAACAGGUUGACGGAGAUUUACAAGAGGGAUCAAAGCAAGAAACCACAGAGCAAAAGAAAAAUGGCAAGAGGAAAAAAAUUGGCAAGCCAGCUCGAGUGCCAAAACCUCUUGACCUAGUUGAAGUUCAAAAUGGAGAAACCGGUCUGCCUACAAGACCAAGGUCGGAGGAAGUCCAAGUGCAUAUUGAGAAUUACCCAAGCAGUGAAGACCAGGAAGUACCUGCAAAGAGCAUGAGGAAAAGUAGAAGACUUCAAGCUUUGACAGCGGAAGUCCAAGAAAGAAACAAGAAGGCAAACAUGAAAGCCAGUAUGCCUAAAAAACAGAGCAGUGCUGUAAAGCAAUCAGAUGACAAAAGCCAAGCACAGGCUGAUGCUGCUGAAUCACCUCAGGAUGGAAACAAAACAAAGGUAGCUGAAAAAAAUGGGUGUGUCUAUAAUCAAGAUUUAACUGGAAUAGAAAACAUGGAGUCCAACGAGAGGAUAUCCAAUGUGAGCCAAGUUGUAGAAGAACCAAAUGCUGAAACUUCUUGCCCUGUCCAGGUGGUCCCAAGUUCUACAAGUCCUGUUGAAGGAUCAGUGGUUGAUCCAACACCUGAACUAGACAAUCCAACAUCCCAUUUUCCAAACAGUGUUCAGUUGGAAUCCUCUAAAGCUAAAUGCGCCGGAGCUGAAAUGGAGGAUGAUAGGAACGACAGCGAAGUGGACACAGAGCAACUUCUAAGGAGCUUUAAAGCCACAAAGAGGAAGUCUUUUUAUCUUGGUGGUCCAAAUGUGAAAAGAGGCCGUAUUUUUGAGCAAGAAACUGUUCAGGGUCUGAAACCAGAGGACAAUAAGCAUGUUUGCUCAGGUGCUGAAUCUGCAUCAAGAGACAAUGAAAACUUAUCUUGCAGUGAUUUGAUACCACCCUCAAACUGGCCUGUUGUGGUGGGAAAAAAAGACCAAGUGGUGGUAGAGGUCUCAAUCCCUGAAAGUACUUCUCCAGGAGAGGAUAAUGAAGCAGGCAACUUUGCCUCCAUGAAUAGUGUUAGUAGCGCCCUUACUCCCAACAAAGAGGCAACGCAUGAAAUAGAAAGUCAGAAUCUUUCUGUUGUGCCACAAGUGGUGGAUUAUGGGCUCUGCUAUGCACCCGUCACACAUGAGGAGACCACUAAGAGUUCUCAGGAUCAGCCCGAUUGUAUCACAAGAAAUGUUGGGAAAAUAGAGGCACCAAAAGACAUCGAUUUGAGAAGUGAUGUUACCACAAGCAGAAGAAAAUCAGUAAACACCUCUGAAAUUUUCUUCAACACGGAUUCUUCUCUAACCCCUGAUGGCCUUGGACUACCAGCGGCUCAAAUAGACCGUGAGGCAAAGACAACCAGUGGUAGUGGUGAACUUAGUCUUCAUUCCUCCAUCAGGAGCAGGAAGAGGAGAAGGACUCAGAGGCUGGAGUCUUCUUCUGAGUCAGAUUUUAGCGAAGAGGAGUUGCCUGCUUUGAAGGACAUUUUAGGAACAUCAGCUCUGCCUUGUGCUGAGACAAAUAACUCAAAUGAAGCUGUGAGCAGAUGUGAGAAAGUUCCUGCUGAUGGAGCAAAUCCGCUGAUCUGUCCACAAGAACGCCGCAGUUCUGACUGUGCUGAUUCCAGCCAAGGAUCUGAGGACUUGUUCGGCACCCCAGAAGAAUGUAAGUCGAUUGUCAAUAGUAAAAAAGAAGACAAGUAUUAUGCACAGUUAUUAUUUGGGGGUUGAAUGAAUUAGCCAGGACAGGUAAACAGAGACAGGAAAUGUGUGGAGUGGAGACAACAUGCACCAAAGGGUUUAAACUCUCCCUUUAUUCUCUUUCUCAGUGUUUUCAGCCCAGCUAAGGACAUGACCCUUCCCUCUUUGUGUUUAAUCCAUUUCCUCCAGUGUUUGUCAUGGGUGUGUGCUUUAGUCUCGGAAUAAUAAGUCAACCCUUCAACGGAGCAUAUUUCCUCCGCUCUGUUUAAUAGUCGUGCUGGUUUUGGGGGCUCCACUUUCAGCCAAUUCUUUGUUUAUGACUUUUAUACAUCCAAGUAUUUUGAUUAGGAAAAGGUCAAUGUCUUUCUUUUGAAUUUUAUCAGGCCUUAGUAUUCAAUCAGAGGGAUCUUAUAACCAAGAAAGUCCUCAAGGAUCUGAAUAACCUUGUUGUGGAAAGUUUAUCUUUAUGAAAAAAAUCCACCGUCUCCCUCUGCAUGUAGGUGGGCUGAUGUCACACAGAUUUUUUUCAUAGAUCAAUCACAGAAAAUCAGAAAGUCUAUGGGUUUAUGAUCAUGUGAUAAACACAUUAUGUCCUUUUGAUGUGACUCUUGCAUCAGAGCUGCGAUGAUCAAACGAUGAUUGGCUGCCUUUUUUUACUUUAUCCGUGAAGACAUCUCUGUUACGUCUCUGAUGUUACACUGCAUGUGGUCUACAGUCUACAUUAUCUGUUCUGAGCUAUAGGUCCACAUUAGUCUGAGUCCUUUACGUUAUAGAUUAAAGAUGCACUUGCUCUGUUGUUUUUAAUUGUUCCUUUUUGUGGUCAAUAAAAAAUGUUCAGUGUUGAGACUGUAAACAGUUUGAUUCUCCCUCCUCUGCAGGUGAUGUCCCAGUAACUGAUCUUAACGUUUCUGUUGAGUCAUCUCAAUUUUCAAGCGACGUCCUCGUGACUCAGGUAAACAUGAUUGUGUUGCAGCUACUCUGCCUUUAAAAUGUAUUUGUGUGACUAAAAUGUGCUCAGACAGGCAUAUUUUAGACCACAGUGAUGUGUUCCCAUUAUACUGAACACAUGUUAUUUAAGGCCACUUCAGCACUACCUACCUGCACUGUGUUCCCUCUGCUGCACCGUCAUGUUACGCCCCAGAGAGGGCAGCCACCACAUUUCCCCCAAACCCAGCUGUCAGCUUCCUGGAUGACAGACUACCUCGCUCAGUAAAAAAUGUCCCCCUCAGCAGCUUCCUAAAUUGCAUUUCAUUUACGUUCGAGGAAAUGCCGCCUAGGAGAUGAUUCUUGUUUUCUACCUCAUCCAUCUUCCUGCGCUCUUACUUUUAUCUGUCGACUGUAUUUGACUGGGAGUUCAAGUUUCCCUCCCUGGGGUUUAGAAAGAGCCCAGGAUUAAAAACAUCAGAGAAUACGGAGUGUCGGUGUUAUUGUGUUGUGUGUCUGUCUAAAUAAUCAAUGCAGUUACUUGAGCGGUAAACUCAAAGGAUGAAUUUCAAAGUAUUAGCCCAGUGAAGCAUUGAAACAACUUCAAACUGAUAGAUUUGGUUUUAGCAAAAGCUGUUUACACUUUUAAAACAUUACAUAAGCACCAUCUCCCUCUAUUAUCCUGCCUGUAUUCUCCACAAUGAGUGCUGUUUGUCUGAAAAAGCACCAAUUCUGCUUCUCUAAUGACUAACUUCAAAUGAAUGUCCUUACUGAUUGUCUGCUGUGAUUGUUUUGUAUAAGAUCUGCAGCCAGUGUUUGUUUUUUUCAGUAAAUACUGCAUUGCUGUUUAUCCUCGCCUCUUUAACUCUUGAAAUUUAUUACAGUUUAUGUUUAAUUUGUUCCCCUUCUUUUUCCAGCAAAAGAUAGAAAUGCAGAAGGAGCUGGUGAGGUUGGAGAAAUUGAUGGCUCUGGUGUCAGAGGUGCUCCAGGAGAAGGAAGGCAGUCCUGAUCGAGAAGGCCACCAAAGCAGGAAAACCACAGGUGUGUGGACAAAACUUUUUAAAAGGCCAUAAAAGAAACUGAAAAUAUGAUUGAUGUAUUCUCAAAUGUUUUAAGUGUUAAUGAAGUAUAAAUGUUUUGUCACCAGACCCAGUUGCUCAAAGAUCCUCCUCAUGUGACCAGGAUGGAGACCAAGGUUCAGAGCGGUGAGUAAGCAUGGGGAAAUAGAGAUUUAACUCUACUCUAAAAUCUGUUGGAAAAAAUCAUUUUACCGUCCACUAUCUCAGGGCUGACAGCCAAACAUGAAAAUAUACAGUCUAAAUAAAUGUUUGAUAGAAGAACUGUUCUUGAUUGUGAUGAAUUGCAACAUCUCCAAAGAAUCGCUUGUUUGAGUGAAUAGGUUGUAAACAAAAAAUGAGACAUACACGUUAAAACAAAACCUUUGACAGCCCACAAUGUUUCUUUUGCAAGCACAAAAUAGUAGAUACAAUGGUUCAUGUGUGCCUCAUCGCCCCCCCUGUUUUGGAAAAACACUAACUGAAUCAACCCACACUGUGUAUAACCACAGUUAAAUUAUGACUAAAUACAGCCUUCACUCUCGUCUUACCUGAAACCCUUCUUCAAAAAAUUCAGUCAUUGAUUUUAGACAGCAGGAAAAGAUUAAAGGAGAUGAAGUCACAGUUAAUCAACACUCUGGUAUUGAGGACAGUUUAAACCAGUUUUACUUUUAUCCCUAAAAAAUUGACAAAGCAGAAUCUGGCAGUCCUCCAAAUUUAUUUAUCAGAUAAUGUGCUCAUUGGAAAUUUGGAAGAUUUAUACACUUAAGACUUUCAGUCGUUUCUUGUCCUGAUCAUUUUUUUUUAAAGAAAUAGUCAGGACCCCCAAAUAAGACAAAGAAAAAGGCAGGGUAGGUAGAAACAGGAUGGGUAAGGGGUGGUGUGAUAUUACAGGAUUUCAGCUGCCCAGCAGUUCAGGGUCUUUGCUGUAUUUCUCAUUUCAUGACGCACUAAAUUGUUAUCACUUGGUGACAAGGCGGAGCGGCAGACAGGACAGUUUAGUACCCUGACUCCUCUACAGUGGCGUCAUGCUGUUGUGAUAGUGCAAAGAGUACUUUGGCUUUGUCUUACUGAAAUAUGCAAGGUAGGUGUGUCCCGAUACAACUUUUUUACUGCCGAAACAAUACUGAUAUUGUAGCCUUCUGUAUUGGCGGAUACCGAUAUUGAUUCGCCGCAACGUCUUUUUCGGACUUAAACAAAAAAUACUGCCACAUAGCCGACAUCACUCCUACUCCAUGAUACUUUGUUAGUACCUAAGUACACACUGUUGUUGCGUUUUUGUGGGCUCUGCAUGUUAGAUCUAGGUGCUGCUAGAUUGAGGUGCCGGAGCAGAGUCUGGAAUGGACAGCUUGUAUCAGAGUGCUGAUAUUGGAGAUUUUAGAUGCAGGCCGAUAUAAUCUGAUAUUAGUUUUUUCCCUGAUAUCGGACCGAUAUCCAAUAUCAAUAUUGUACCGGGACAUCCCUUAUGCAAGGCCUUCCAUGAUGUUGGAUUUUGUACACCUCGAUACCAUUUUAAAUUCUGGCUUUUGAACUGUGUGCUGACAACAAGCUGGGUGGUGCUGACUUGGAGGACAAGAUAAGCUAAGAUCACUUCAUUCACAGGGGGCGCCUAAAUUGACAUAAGCUGGAUAUUCCUUACAGGAGCUUUAAAGAAUAAUGCAAUUUUCAGGGUGUUCUUGCACUUGUUUUGAAAAGAUGCAUUUAUAAGCAGCUUUGAUUUAGCGUGUGAAAUUCUUGAAACCUCAUUCUCUUGUUACUUAGUAGAUUUCUAUGUUUCUGCUCUGUUACUUUUUAAAGUUAAAAAGUUGCACACAGGAAAGUAACACCUCUUUAAUAAUUCAAUGUUUUAAGCAAAACUAGAUAUGAUUGGUGUGGACAGAAAGGGUAAAUAAAUGAUAUUCAUGUGUUUGUGUGCUCCCAUACCUCUUCUUACCCUCUCUGUAAGCUGGUGCUGAAGCUGGGUCACCCCACUCAAAAACAUCUGGACACACCUCUGAUAAGGAAAACAGCGAGCCCGGCAAGCAGUUGGGUUUUUUCAAGGUCACUGGGCCAGUCAGCUGUGACGGUCCUACACAGUCACACCUGAUUUCAAUAACAAAUGAACUGAAUUGAUAUCUGUCUCGGUGUGUUUCUCUCCUCAGAGGCCUGUAUACAUUGUUAAUACAUCUUUAAUGGAGCUGCAUAUUAAGCAGAACAAUAACUGGAGCAAGUGGCAUGUAAUUGGUCUCUUUGAGUCUGUAAGUGGAGGAGAAAGUUAGUAAGUGUGUCUUUGAGUGUGUGUGUGUGUGUGUGUGUUACUCGUGUGGCUCUCAGAGGAUGAUGCAUCUGGAGAGGACAGGCGGAUAAUCUCACUAAUGAACCCAGAAUCUGCUUAUGCUGAGGAGAAUAAGAAAGUCAUUACAGGCUGCGUCUUCUAUGUCAUUUAGAGCACUUAAAGGGGAAACUUGUGUUGCCACAGUAAUUUAUCUCUCCUGCUUGACUGCGCCCCCCCCAACCUCUCUCCUCACAGGGUUCUAAGUGCACUCCUCCAGGCGAGAGAGGAGGAGAAAUGGAAAAAGACAACAGAUGAAAGCACAGAAGGUCUUAGUUAUACAAGUUCUAAAUUAAAAAGCAUCUGCUCCACCAGGAAGCUGGAGAAGUUCGAGAGAGUAGUUAGCGUUGACAAGUUCUCAAUGAGCCAUUAUUACUUCAGUGCAGGUCAUUUAAGUGUUGACUCGCCGCCAGACGUCGAUGUUUCAGGAGCCUUUGAGGGAGGAAGUAAACCCAAAAGAAAACAAAAUGAUUAUGAGCAGAUGUAAUCUGUUGAUAAAAAGGUCAUUAAACUAGUAAUUUGAGAUUGGGUUUUAGUGUUCUGGUUCAUCUUUUACUCCCAGUGUUGUCAGAAUGCAAGAGUGCAACAGUUUUGAGUUUUUCUCAUGGUUUAAGCUCAACCCCAGCGUGCUCGAUUGUGUUUCCACAGCCAGAGAGAGGAACAUUUUGAUUUAUUUGACCCUCUUUCUGACUCGAUUUCAGCAGUCAGAGGUCAAGAUCACUGUGACCUCUCUUCCGUUUAUGGUUGAAUAAUACAUUUAAAAUUUUGUAGCCGUACUUCAGAAUGCUCCCAAAGUCCCAAAAGCAAAACAAAGUAAAAUGUAUAGUAAAAAAGAUAAAUUAUAUUUUGCAAACUUUGACUGUCAAAACUUUUGACUCUUAAUACAUUUCAUGAUAGGGUGCUUUAAAAUAAUAUAAUCUCAUUUAGUAGUAUUGAAAAGCACCAAAGCCUGUGAAAAACGAUGGCUAAUCAAUAUAGAAACAAAGUAAAGAGAGAGAGUCAGUAAAGUACAAAACCCAAUUCCAUUGAAGUUGGGAAAUUGUGAUCAUCGUAAAUAAAAACAGAAUACAAUGUACAAGUUUGAUGACUUGUCCCAGGUCAUUUGUUACAAAUAUUUCUCUGACUGUUUUGGCCUGAUUCUAUUCCAGUGUCACGCUGUGAUAUAUCGUCACAAAGCCUUGGGGGGGGGAUUUGAUGAUAUUCAUCUCACUCCUCUUUUGUACCCAUUUGAAAGAAUGGGACUAUCAGAAAUUGAAAAAAAAACAGCAUCUCCCCUUUCCCCUCACUUUCCUGUGUCUCUGGAGGAGGAAUUGAAGUUCUCCUGUGUUUUGUUCUUUCUGUAAAUAGAUGUGUUGUGACUUCUUCUCUUAAACGUUUCUCUGAUUUUCCUCCAGCUUGUUUUUUAGUGUUCUUUUUUUUUUAUCUACAAAAAGUUUCCCAUCCCUGCCACAGUUUCACAGAUGGAUGUUAGCAGCAAAGUGACUGCUUGGUGAGAGGGGGUGAUUGUAGUUUGAAAUAAAAGAGUUUAAAUUGCUGCUGCUCUGCUGAAAGGAGGCAUAAUGCAGGAGGAUAGUGACUUCAAACAUAUAAACAAGACGAUUCAGUCUUUAGUGUUAUUGCUCACUACUCAUGGCUGCAUUUGAGACUUAAAGCGUCAUGUGUUUUCACACUGAGUAAAAGUCUAAUGACUCCUGAAACAAGCAACAAGUGAGUUUUGUUGCAUAGUUAGAGCGUUGAAGGAGGGAGAUUUGGGGGAAGUUUUCACCUCCAAAUAUUGACUUUCAGUGUCUGCGAGUCUGGCUUGUUUCUCUCUGUCUCUUAUAGAACAAAGUGAGAGCAAAACUUUUAAAGGUUUCUCCUAUUACUGUGAAAUGUCCCCUUUUUUGUUAUACUUACAGCUGCAGCAAAAACAGCAGGUCCCAAUGUUUUCCAGCUCACUUAAAUGAACCUACACUCAAAAUUAGAGAGUAAAGUCAGUUCAGACAUCUUUUAAAGUUUGCCACCUGUCUAAUCCUAAACGUUUCGUGUGCAUAAAAGCAGCCUUUGACAUUGAAAGUACUUAAGGUUCCUUCAGUCAGAAAUGGUGCUCUUGCACAAAGGUUUUAAUAAAAGUCAUGCAUUUGAAACUGAUGAAUUAAGACAGAAAAAUAGUCACAAUGGACUAUGUCACAUAAGUGUGCAUUGAAAGGUGAGCAAACUUCCGAUUGGAGCAGUAAUCAGCUGAGGAUAGGUGAAGAAAUCAGAGAUGAGAGUGAGAGGAGCACAGUGCUGACUGGCUGGCUGACUGGAUUGAAUCCGACAGUUAUCUGGUGAAUCAGGCCUAGAACUUAAAGAUUUUGUUGCUGAAUGAAUUAAGAGGAGUUAAAUCAAUUACCUGAAGCAAAACUGUGGACAUUUCUAACAUAUUGUGAAGAUUUGUGGCUCUUGUUGACGUUGGGCCGAGCAGGCCUUGACUGAAGACCAGACCAUGCCAGCUAAAGCUUCAAACAGCGCCACUGAGGAAUAUGUCAUAAUGGCUCAAGUGCGUGAAUUGUUGAACCAGCAAAAAGACUUCUACAGAACAUUGCUUGAACAAUAGAUCAGGGGUCAACCAAUUAAAGUUUUUUAGCGGCCAAUGCCGAGACCAAUAAUGUGAGUUCAGCUCUGCAGAUGGUUGAUAAAGAAUGGCGAUAUCACGUUGUUGUUUGUAUUUGAGAAGAUAUAACAAUUUAUAGAAGAUGACAAAUGAGAGAAAAUAGCUGAACUUGAGGAAAUCAAAUUAAUUCAGACAGAAAAAGCGAAAAGGAUCAUUAAAAAGUAUCAGCACAGGCUGGAAGAUUUAAAAAAAUGACUCAUAAGACUUCCUUAAUCACCUACAUGAAAGCUCUUUUAAGGAGUUUGUAGUUGCUUAUGAAACGAACUGAAACUAAAAGAGAUUUUUCUUGAUGAGUUACAAAUAUAAAAAAGAUGGACCAAUUGAUAAGACUUUUUAUCUCAACAUUUUUCAUUUUAACGUGUGAAACAGCUUCCCUGGUGUAGAUGUCAGAUAAAACAACUAAAAACAUGCUGCAGAACAAGUCUUCCUGAAAAUUUCCACUGAAAGAAUACGUGAUACUCUCAAAAGGAUGCAGGGUGUGUUUUUUGUUAAAACACAUUUCCUGCUCUUGUACAGGAUAAAAAAGUUCCUCACAGGCACCUUCAUACUAUUACAGUGCUCAUAUGACACAAACUCAAUUAAGCACAUAAUCAAUAAAUAUUGAGCUGCUUUAAUCUACCCUGAUACUAACCUGGAUUAUUGCAGCCUAUCUAUGCAGUAUCUGUCAUCUACAGCCGUAUCAUGGCAUUUCCUUCCAUGUCUUUAUUUGCAGGAAAGCCAUUCAGGAAAACAAAGAGGAGCCCGGCAUGAGACCACCUGAAGCCAAACGGGUCAGCGUACAGGAUGGGAGCACUGCAGAGUUAAGUAAGGCUGCAAAUUUAUUCAAAUGCUUUUAUUUGACAAGUUAAGUUUGGAUUUUAGACAGAAUUGAGCAGAAACAAGGAGGUUCAUGUGUAUAAAAGCCUAAAUUUUUAGUUUAAAGGUAACCAAAAUAUGCAUCGUUUUAUUUCUAAAGACAGAUGGUUUGAUUCCUUCUUUACUCUGAUGACUCUUUUGUUUUUUCACUACAGCAGCACAGCACUCCAUGCACUCAUUGCUGGCUGUAAAAACCACCGCAGCCUCCGAGACACUUAUCACAAGUUCAACAACCAAAUCAUUAAAGAACAAGGCUUCUCCGUCAGAAGACAAAGAAAACAGCACGCCUCCAGAGGAAAGUAGUAAAGCCAUAAUGGUGCUGGUGUCGUCUGGGUUAGGCCGCAGUGAACAGGUGCCCGUUCAACCAUUCAGGCAAUAAAUAUGUGUUUUAGAGCUCUCCAUACCUGGGCGUUGUAACCAAUCACAGGCUGUCUCUCACAGAUAAUGGUGAAGAAGUUUGCAAAGAGAGUUGGUGCCCGUGUGGUUUCCCAGGUAACGAGAGAGGUGACCCACAUCAUUAUGCACACAGGUCAGUACCAGGGAACAAUUAAUCAGGUAUCAAGUAACUAUUAGGUAUGAAUGUACUUAAAAGCUCUUUUUGUUCCAUUUGCAAUCAGGCAAAGAUAAACAACAUCUCUUUGUUCUGUUGCUAUGCAAUAUUGUCAGUUUAAUCCAUUAUGUUGCUAAGGAAAAAUAUGUGAAAAUAUGUGUUUUUUUUCAUGGGGGAAAUCUGUGUGUAUGUUUUAAUGAGUAAUCAACUGGUGAUCGUUUGUUUCCAAACAUCCAUCACAGGAAAAAAUACUUUGAAUCUGCAUCCCUAGCCAGCACACUCUCAUGUAGAUGGUAUUUGUGUAAUGAUAUUUCUUUAGUUAAUGUUGUUAUAAGUGCUGCAUUGAUCCACAGGACUCUCUUGAAUAUUUCAUGCAUAAUAGAACAAUCAGCUUUUCAAAAUCCCACUUGAGGUCUUUCCAGGUUCUGUUUUCAAAUAUCUUCUCUGGCAGGAACAUUCAAAUUUCCACAAGUACAUUAUUUUCUUUGAACUUGAAGUUCCAGCUUGUUUUGUGCGUCUUUUAAACGCACCCCUCAGAGAUAAGCUCCUGUUUCUCUCUCACCCACUCAGGCUCUCCUCCAAUCAUCCGUUUGUUGCUAAUUACCCUCUCUGAUAGAUUAUUUUUAAUUUCACAGCCUGCUGUCUCCAAAGCACCAUAUUAACUGUCACUGUUUAAGACUUUUCUUUCUAUAAUGAAAGCUGUUUCCUGGGUAACUAAAAUACAGGAACACCGCGCUGGUUCAUCUCUAUGGUUAAAGGUUGGAGAGGAACAGGAGCUGUCCUUUUCUUGCUGUUAACUGAAUGCAGUAAUUAUUCGUAAUUAUGUUGGAGGAGUAACAAUGAAGAACACUUGACUCUUGCCUGGAAUACAAAUCAAUAGAUAAUGAGUAUGUUUCCUCAGGGGUAGAUAACCCCUGACCCUUGAGAUCAGCCGUGGUUCAAGCCUGUAAGGCCAUUUACUGUCAGAGUCUGUUCAUUUAAUCAACUUUAAAAUUGAAUCUUUAAUUCACUUAGGCAUUCAGAAAUGAAAAGUAAAACAGAAAUGUUUGAUGUUUACCUCUUGUCUGAUUCAGCCUCUUAUUACUCUGGUCCUAUCACAUGCAUCAGGGAUUAGGGCUGGGCAAUAAACCGAAAGUUUACAGAUACCAAAAUGUAUGACAAUAACCUACGUCAUUUUGCCCAUGUCAGUAUAUUUAGUGUAAAAAAAAUUUAUAGAUAAAUAAAAGUUGGUUUUGGAUGUGUGUAGGAAGGUUAUGGUCUCAUGUUCCUUUUAAGACGCUGUCCUACGUCAGAGACAUGAUUCCACCCCAUCCAGUCUGUAACAAAGAGGGAAAGACAGGUGAGGAGAUGGAAGACGGUUCAAAAGUUGUAGCGUCUGGAGCGGCGGUUGAAGUAGACGAAGUAAAUGUGGGAGGGGGUGAGCAGCUUGUGGAGUAGUUAUUGUCCAUUUAUCGUUAUCCAAGUGAACUGCUCAAUAUGUCGUGGUAUUGAUUUGAGACCAUAUCGCCCAGCCCUAUCAGGGAUGCACAGUAUUGAAUUUUUGCAGAUCUCAGAUAUACCGUAUUUUAAAACUCAUUUAGGCUGAUACCAAUACGGAGACCUAUACUUAGGCUUAUUGUUUCAUUGAAAAGAGCAGCAAGUUUCUCCUAUAGCUACUAGAAUUUACCUGUUAUUAUAUUGUGCAUCCUUAUAAGCAUAAAUUUUGCAGAAACUACCAAGAACUUGGUGCUUUAAGGCAAACGCUGGACAUUAAAGGAAUCUCUCUACACUUCCUCCAUUACCAAGAAGAGUCAACCAGCCAAGACCAAUAUGGCUCUGGAGGCUAGAACCAAUCAAAGCAAUUUUACACGUAAACUAGAGAUUGGCUGCUAGACUAUAGACUAGGCAGCUGCUAACAUCGAAUUCAUAUGGCUUCUAGUUUAACUCGAUAAACAAAGCGUAUAUUCCACGUGUCUCAUGACUCGAUCUGGGCAACUGUUGGCUUCACCUGCACACCUGAUCAAUCUGACUCGAAUCUGACUGUAUACGGAAAUGAGGAAACUGAACAUACAGAAAUUCUGAGAGCAGAUCCUGCACACUUAAGAAGAAGAUCAGCCAGUGCCAAUAGAUAAGAUUAGUUCCACAGUUAAACAACACUGAACAUUAUGUGAAAAACAGUUCAGCUUGUUUUUGCACUGACUCAUAACACAUUUCUGAAAGUCUGUUAUUAUCAGUGUGGAAUAUCAUUUUUGUAUUUUUAUGAGCAAGAUUCACCCAUGUGUUCGAACGUUAGGAGCAUAAUUGAUCAGACCGUAAAAAAAGUAAUUUCUCAGCAGAGUGAGCAGCAGUUGUUACCGUUUUUUUGUGCUUUAUUUUUCAUCACAUAAAAGUGUUCAACUUUGUCUUUUACUGUUUUCCACAUAUUCUCAGUAUCUGUCCUCUAGUUUUUUAUCCUUUUAUUUUAAACAAAAAGUAUUAAACCUCAAGUUUGUUUACAUCACAUUCACAAACUAAGGUCACUCUUUAUGGUCAACUUAAGUGGCUUUUGAACUUAUUCUUUCGUCUGCAUGAGGAUCCUUACGUCUGUGCUCUCUUGUGUUGUUCAGCAUCUUUUCACACAUCUGCAAUUUCUUCCCCUCCAGAUGAACAGCUGGUUUGUGAGCGCACACUGAAGUACUUCCUCGGCAUUGCGGGGAGGAAGUGGGUAGUAGGCUUCCAGUGUAAGUCUGACAUGUAAAUAUCUGUAAACACAAACACAACAUGAGUAGAGGGGUCAAUCCACGAGGGGGCUAGAUGACAUACAAACAGUGCUACAUAAUAAGACCUCCAGGAGAGUUUUUGCUUUUGACAAUCAGCUCAUGAGGUUCUGCUCCUCCCUACAGGGAUAUCCGAGAGCUUCAAGCAAAAGAAACUCUUAGAUGAGGUAUGCCCGCCUGUUGUGCUCUCCAUGUUGAAUUAAGGCUGCAUGAUGAAUCCCUCCAUUUGGCUUGCUGUGAUACCUCAUAAAUUAUUUGCCAUCCAUUUGCUUGAGUAAUCCCUGCAUCUUGUUUCUGAGCCAUGCAAGUCUAAUCCUUCACCUGACUUUGUUUAAUAUCUCUAUUCAUUUGAAGCAUUUUUCUUUGGCAUGCAGGCCAGUUUACCAGCAUCUUAAUACAUCAUGUAGUGAAUGUACUGAAGGACAUCGCACAGUUAUUAGAUAAACUCUGUCAAACUGAAGGAUGCUCGUUCUGCUCUGAGGAGUUUUUUUUUUUUUUUUUUUUUCAAGCAGAAAAAAUAUUAUUAGCAUCUAUCACCAUUUUUUAUUAUUAAACACAAGAAUAACUGUUUUACAUAUUUUAAAUCGUAUAGCACCCAAUCAAGUUUUAUACCUUCAGGAUUUAGGAUUAGGAUCAAUGUAUAAACACUUAAGUCUCACUGUUUGCCAACAGAGCCCUUUUGAAGUGAGAGGUGAUGUUGUUAAUGGACCAAACCACCAGGGACCCCUGAGAUCUCGAACCACUGAGGAAAGUAACGUAAGUCUCCUGUGAACCGAACACAUAAGCUCCAUUAUAGUGUUGAUUUGAUCUGAGUUAUAAGAGCUGAGGUCACUGGAAACUCUUACGGAGGGCUUUUCUUCCACUUUCAUGCACCUCAAGGGUUUACAAUAGCUUUUCAGUAAAUAUCUCAGUUUCUCCAGGUCGAGGUUUGGAAUUAAAAAAAAGGUUAUUCAUGGUUUUUUUUGUAAAUUUUGUAAAAUCUAUAUACUAUUUGGAUUUUUGCAUUCCAAUUUUCACAUUUUUUAUACAGCAAAACACACAGUAUAACACUGACGGGACAAGGAAGCUCAUAAAGCUUUGUAGGUGUCCAAAGAUAACAUGAGACUCAAUUUGUGAUAUAUGUGGGUCACUACAUCAAGAAGCCUCACGCACCCUUAUCAAUCAAUCAAUCAAUCACUUUAUUUGUAAAGCACUUUUCAUACAUGGACUGUAUCACAAAGUGCUGUACAUUAAAGAACACAAGAUGGAGAGCAUCAGGGGAUACCAAAUAAAAUACAAAAAAAAAUACAAAUUGCAAAACCCUACCCACCCUCCAAGCCCGCAUUAAACAAAGACCCCACUACCCACACACACACACACACACACACAUACACAUAAAACCACUGGGACACCAAGUCAGGGCUCAGCAGGAAGCCACAGAGGACCAAGGAAACGCUAUCUUAAACUAAAAUGGGGAAACACUGGAGCUGAAGCUAAACUGAUAAAACCAUGACAAGAUAUAGGAAACUCAUAAAAUGAUAGAAAAUAAAACAAAAUAAAAUAGUAAUGAUAAUAAAAUAAUAAUAAUAAAAUAUUUAAUAAUAAAACUGUUUUUAAAUCAAACAAUAAAAGAAAAUAAACAAAUAGUAUUAAAACAUAAAAUAAUUAUUCUGCAACUAAAGUGGAGUAAAAUAACAAGAUAAAAAGGGUAGACUAAAAGAGAGGCUAGAAGAGUAAAACAAAAAUCAUCUAAAAGCCAGACUAAAAAGGAAGGUCUUGAGUUUGCGUUUAAAAAUAUGAACUGUAGGUGUCGCUCUCAGGUCUUCAGGCAGACUGUUCCACAGGCGGGGGCCAUAAUAAUAAGACGAUGCCUCACGUUUUGGUUCUAUCUUUGGGGACUCUUAAAAGACCACUACCUGAAGACCUGAGGGCUCUACUGGGCUCAUAUCGUAAAAGCAAAUUAGAUAAAUAAGGAGGACCAAGACCAUUAAGGCAUUUAUAAACUAAUAAAAGAACCUUAAAAUCUAUUCUAAAAGAUACAGGAAGCCAAUGCAGAGACUUUAAAAUUGGUGUAAUGUGGCCUCUCCUCCUGGUCUUCGUCAGCAUGCGUGCAGCCGAAUUUUGCAGCAGCUAAAGCUGUGAAACCUCUUCAAGUAUUUUCUGUAGAUGUAACUUUUGCGUCAACACAGAGUCACAUUCAAACACUACAAACUGCAUACAGCAAGGUGUGAAGGUAAUACUCUAAGAAACGUGUCUCCUGUUCACUUCUGGUCUACUGCAUCAGCAACAUUUAAAGAGUCGUUUUUAAACCACAUCAAGAACUCAUCGCUGAAAAUAAAAUAUCUGCUGCUUAUGCAUUCAAUUAACUUCAUUCUUUAUACCUCCACCUAAUUAAUUAGCUACUCUAUAUCGAUAUGAAUCAUCAAAGAUUUAUGGACCAGCUUGUUAGCGUCAGUGUCCCUGGGCAGGUAAACACAACCAGGUGCAGUGGAGAGUUCAUGUUCUGUUCAUUCAUUAGAGGUGCAGAUACUUAAAACAUACACACGGUGAAUCGAGGAGAAACUGUAGCACGGCAUUGAUAGGCAAAGCUUAACACAGGUACAAAGGGUUGUUUUUUUUUCAGAUCUUUGAACAUUGUGUCUGAAUUAGAGAGUAAUUUUAAGGCUGGAGAAUCAAACUAAAAAACACAGUCUCCUUUUCAGAGGCUCUUCUUCAGCUUUACAUGUGCAUUCAAACUGCUUGGUCGCCAUUUAAUUCCCCUGAAGCUGCUGAAGGCCUUUAUCACAAUGUCUAAUGUUUACGCUUCAUCUUUUCUGCAUGGUUGUCAUCAGUCUAUUCUGUAAGAUUGACACAUUAUAUGCUUGAAACCGUGGACGAACAAGGAUUAAUUGAACAGAUUUUUAGUCGGGCAGGGACGAUAUGCUUUUCUCCUGAUUCGAUUCUUCUACAAUUUUUUGGAUGCCGAUUCCAUUUAAAUUGCGAUUCUAUGAUUUUCUUGAUUUCUAGUCUGCAUUUUUAACACCAGUGACACAGUUGAACGAUUAUGAUUAUGUACUGACUAUUCCAGGAACCAUAUUUACCCCAAAAAUACAUAUCACAUGUAAAUCAGUUUUUAAGAUUUAUUCUUAAAUUUGGAAAAAAAAUCAAUUUUGAGAAUAAAAAUCUAUUUAAAAAUUGUAAAACAAAAAAUCAUGAUACUUACAUGAAUUGAUCUUUUUCUCCCACCCCCAAUUUUUAGUGACAUUUUCCUUCAAAAAUUUUCCAUUUUUUAAAAAAUUUUCCUGGUUCUGAAACCUUUAUGAACUUUUUUUUUUUUUAAUUUCUGAGAAUUUUGUCAAAGUUUUGGAACUUUCCAAAAUUUGGGGGAACUGGAGUUUUUUUUUUUUUUAUGUAAUUUCUGUGCAUUUGAGUUAAAAAAUUCUUAGAAACUUAUAGAUUUAUGUCUUUGAUUAAUAGUCAUUGUAUAUAUAUAUAUAUAUAUAUAUAUAUAUAUAUAUAUAUAUAUAUAUAUAUAUACAGUACAGGCCAAAAGUUUGGACACACUUUCUCAUUCAAUGUCUUUUCUUUUUUUUUUAUAUGACUAUUUACAUUGUAGAUUGUACUGAAGGCAUUAAAACUAUGAAUGAACACAUGUAGAAUUUUGUACUAAUAAAAAAAGUGUGAAAUAACCGAAAACAUGUUUUAUAUUCUAGUUUCUUUAAAAUAGCCAUCCUUUGGUCUUGAUGACAGAAGUACCUUGUCAGGGAUACUUCAGGCACUCCUGUGAAGUAAAAACCAUUUCAGGUGACUACCUCAUGAAGCUCAUUGAGAGAACAGCUAAAUUUUGCAGCGCUAUCAAAAAAGCAAAGGGUGGCUACUUUGAGAAAUCUAAAAUAUAAAACAUGUUUUCAGUUAUUUCACACUUUUUUCUUAAGCACAUGAUUCCACGUGUUCAUUCAUAGUUUUGCGAAUCUACAAUUUAAAUAGUAAUGAAAACAAAGAAAAUGCAUUGAAUAAAAAGGUGUGUCCAAACUUUUGGCCUGUACUGUAUAUAUAUAUAUAUAUAGUUCUGUGAUUUAUCUCAGAUAAAUAUUUUUAUGCUGAUUUUUGCAAAGACCUUCUUUAUGAAAAAGCCUUUUGUCUCUUAAUGUGAAGUAUCUGAUUAAAUUAAACAUAAAUGAUAAAAAUAAGGUUUUAAAAACGCUAAUUCAGAGGAGGGACAGACUGAAAAUUUCAGGUCAGCACAUUAAUUUUCCAUAGUUACUGAGAGCACAGUGUCUGACCCCAAAUAAAGGUCUUAUUUUGUGAAGAAGAUCAAAUAAAGUGGUCCAGUAAGUCCCAGCAUAUGUUCAUAUUUCCUCCGAUUGCACCAUCCUCUUAGCUCAGGCCAUGUUGUUAAAAGGUAAUUGUAAUUUUCCUCCCGGUGUAAGGCCAGCAGCAACGGUUCUGUUCCCACUGACAGGGGAAAAUUAGAAAUGGCUGGAUGUCAUGUCGGCUGUAUCCCUGCCUUUGAAGAACCUCUGCUAAUUGAAUUAGUCUGUAAUUUCAGGCUUAUUUAAAUGCCUUCAACACAGCAGCAGCAGCACUUUGAUAGAGCCAGACAGAUUGUCCUGUUCGCACUCACUUUCUGUCACCUGCUCGGCUCUGACAAACAGACUUGGGUUAAAUGAAGAGCCAGAACUCUGUCACCUGAAUGUUGAUGCCCAGGAAAUCAGCCAGAGAAACAGCUUGUGUUUGUGUGUGUGUGCAGUUUGCGCCUUAUCACACACUUUAAUACUUCCCGAAGGACAUUAGGUGCUGUCUAAAUUAAAAAUCAGUAACAGAAACACUUUUUCAUCUCAGCAAGCACCUCUGGCUAAUGAUCAUUAUGGAGGUGUGAGAAAUUAGUAUUUCUCCCUCCAGCUGCUCGGACAUUUAUCUUCAAAACACUUCCACCCAGCCACACACUGUAUGUGAGGCAGUGAGAGGAGACGCACAUUUGCUUUCGGGUAGUUACCACGGUUCAAGGAAACUGUUUUAUAUUCUCAUUUCAAGCGAGCUUAUUGACCUUGAGUGCAAUAAAACAAUGUGUCUGUGUUGCCGGGCGGGUCGUUUUUCUUGGCGUGCUAAAAGGGGGAUAUUACCUCUGUGUUUUUUUCUCACUGUUCUGCUCAUCGCUAAAUUUACUGUAUUACAAAGAGGUCUUAAAGUCUUUUUUUUAACACACUUUAGUGAGGAUAGAUAGUAAAGAUGUGCUUGGUGAAUUGUUUCAGCCUUUGCUGGUUCACCUGUAGUAAUAUUUAACAUCAUUUGAAGGUUUAGACAGCUGGAUAAAGAUUAUUUUUGUGCAAAUGUCUCACAGAAAGUAACUGUAUUUGUCCUUUUUCUUUUCCCCUUUAGCUGCUUAUGAAGGGCUACAAGAUCUGCUUCCAAGGGACCUUUACAGACAUGACUACAGGUAAACACAUUCUCUAAAAGUUUACUGUACGCACUGUUUUUAUUUAUUAAGAGUUUUGUAAUGAUAGUGUUUAGUGAGAUACGUCAGUGAGUGAUGCAGUUCACAUUUACACUGAUUCUCUGUCUCUCAAAAACCAGAGCAAUGCUCAAAUUUGACUUUCCCUUUUAACAACAAACAGGAGUCUCAUCAAUUAGGUUUGAUUAUUGAGGAAACGGUAUGAUAUCUGAGCGUAAAGCACAUGUCUACUUUCUCACUAAGAGUGUGAUUUAAAAGUUACCAUGCGUUUGUCAGAUCCCACUGGUUCAGAGUCAAGUUUUACCGGCAACUUGAGGUUGCUAAGAAACUAGGUGAGGCUGUAGGAAGCCGCUCUUCCCAUGAAAUAAAUAGUUCUGUCAGAGCUGGAAUUGACAACUUGUUUUGGUUGCAUGACAGAAAAGGUGUGUGUGAGCUCAUGAGAGGCUAAAAAGUGAAUUUAGAGACACAUGGACAGAGCUGGGUGGGUUUGUUCCUCUUGUUUAUAGUGCUUAUGCUAAGUUAGUAUAAUGUAUCGUGUAUGGGUGGUUAUGCUAAUCAGAAAUUUCUCGGUUAGUAAAUUCACAUUAAUUGACCAUUUUAAUACAAAAAAAAUCUAAAAAAAAAUACUAGACUGUUUAUUCCUUAUGAUUCACAUAUACCCCAACAUUUCAUCAAGACAACCUGGUUUUGCAUUAAACAUACCUUUUAAUGACACAACUGUGAAUAUUGUAGUUACCAGUGUUGUAUAAUAAGUAUGCAGCAAUACUUGAGUACAGUACUUGAGUAUAAUUUUGAAGCAUCUGUAGUUUACUGGAUGUUUUUUGUGCCAGCGAUUUUAACUUUUACUUGACAACAUAAAAAAUAAAAGUAUACUUUUACUCCACUACAUUUCACAGAAGCCUCCUUGCUACUACUAUUUUUACUUUGUUACUAUGACAGCAGGUAGGGGGAAAAAACCUUUUUUUCCCUUUUACCUAAUGUUGAUUCGCAUUGUGCUUGAUCAUCGUCAAUCAGUCACUUAAGCAUGUCCGCAGCUGCUUGUAGGCUGUGCAGUUGCUUUCACCCACCUAAAUAUCCAGUGUCUGUUCGAUGGUUCUUGUCAUGACCAACUUCUGUCCUGAGUUCCUUCUUGACUGUAAGUGGUGUGUGUGUGUGUGUCCCUUUGUGUGUGUUCAUUUAUUUUUCUAAGCUAUUGCUUGCACCCACCUGAAAUGUGAGUUUAUUUGGGCAUAAGCGACUUUUGCAAAAAAAUAAAAAUAUAUUUAUUCGUACUUUGACUUUUACUUGGAGUACAUUUACUUAAGUACUUUUGAUACUCAAGUAGAGGGAAUGUGAUAUACUUUAAGACUUCGACUUGAGUAGAAUUCUCAUGGGAGACUUUUGCUUUGACUUGAGCCAUUUCUGGUAAGGUAACUAUACUUCAUCUCAAGUAUAUUUGUUUGGUACUUCAAACAACACUGGUAAUUAUCACCACCAACUUUUAGAGCUGCACUCACCAGCUCUGCUGCCAUUGCCUAGAUUACAGGAUGAUGAAUUUACAGAAAUAGUUGGGGCCCAGUGGUCCCUCACAUCUGCGCCCUGUCUGUAAUUAUUUCCUGACUCUCGACUAGACAAAAAUUGAAACAAAAAUUUUUGCCACAGUGUCAACAGGUAGAGGCGAAAUACAUUUUAAACCAAACCAGUAGUUUUUGUUUAAUUAAAAAACAUAUUUAAAAGUCAAUGACAUAAUGGUAUCUAAAUUCAUGCAACCUAAUGUUUUGUACUCUUGUGGUAAAGGUUUUCUUUUUAUGUGCCGUUCAACUUUCGAGUGAGCUUUUUAAUUCAUGAUUUUGUGUUUUUUUAAAAACCCAAAGAGCUCAUUUUGAAUUUCUUGCCCCCCGGUUCAGCAUGGAAAGUGUAGAUAUUGAUUGCUUUGAGCUCAGCAGAUAGACCUCCUGUAGUGAGCCAAGUCACGAAGGUGAGUUUUUAUUUGUUUCAUUUAUCUGCCGGGCUGCAGCGCACACUAUCUAUUGAACCCUGUGAGACAAUAACACUAAGAGGUCUGGAGAGUCUGCUCUAAUAAAGAGGUGAAAAUCGACAUGUUCUUUUUCUGUUCCUUUUUUAUGCAAAAUAUAAUUUGCUCUUGUUUUUGCUUUGCCAGGUUUCACUGGGGAAGAUUAAACUGUAAUUUUUCAGACCCUGUUCUGUAUGUUGUUAGAAAAGAUAUGAGUGCCCACAGCCAUCUCUAAUUACUAGAAUUUGCUCUGUCUUUUUUAUGUUUGUCUCAACAUCACUCCCAACACCACAGAAAUUUCAGAAUAAUGUUUUUGAUUACUCCUCACAAAAACAUCUUUCACUGGUCAUUAGCAUUUGUUUUCAAAGAAAAUACUUCAGAUUUUCUUUUUGUCAUGAAAUUGUUUCCCUUUUGGAUGAAGCUUUCAUGCUGUUUGCACCGCUCUGUUUUCAUAGUCAAAAACUACUUUGCCUAAGCACACAUAUUCAUCACCGUUAUUGAUGUCUGUUUCCUGCAGGACUCAAAUAGACACGCAGCUUGCAUUUAAAGAAGAGAAAAUAACAACAAAAACAGAAGGGCAGUUCACUCAGGCUUUGACUGACGCAGCUUGAAACCUUUGCUGGGUUUUUCUUUAACCCCUGUCAUUUGAGGACUGGAGAACAAUGGCAGGUGUUUCAGCUGUGUAGGUGGAUUGAAUACAGUCUACAGGGUUGUGUGAGAGAUAUUUGGUGAGGUUUUUUGUCAUACAGCGCAGCAGUUACCAUGGUCUCAGUAUGUCGGGGGAGAUUUGAUUUAACAAGAAAGUAAAAACUGGCCUCAGUUAUUGCCAAAGACCUUUAGCUGGUCUUACACUCAUAACUAUUCACAAAGAGCCAUAUUAAACUUUGCACCAAUACAGACACAAAGUAAUGAUGAACCUAAAUUUUGAUAUGACGGUCUUCAUAUGGAGCUUUUUAAGGUGUCUGUUUGAUUACAGGCACCGAUUUCAGGGGGUAAAAAUCCACAACAUACUAUCAGAUGGUGUCUGAUGUAUUGAAUUAACAAGCCUUUAUGUACGGUGGUCCUGAUGGCACAAAAAAGGUUAAUGGCACAAAUACUUUGGGAAAGCUACAAAAAAAAAUUCAUGGAAAACACCCAAAUAUUUUACUCAGCACGAAAAUAUUGAACGUAUUCACAAAAUAUAGUCAACAAUAUAUUGUAAACUUAGAAAAUUUGCAUUCACUAAACAAAAACACUCUAUGUGCAGCAAAAAUAUUUUUUUCUAAGAAAAAUAGUUUUCAGGUAGAAAGAUACAAUUCCAUUUUCUAUUUUUUUCUCUUUAAAAAAAUUAUUUCAAAAAGUCUUUGGGUCGACAAAGUUAAAUCAUGUUUACUAAUUGGCUACUUUUGUUUUCAAAGUUAAUUUGAGUUUCCAAAAUAUUUUGUAUUUUGAAACUCUAUGACCUUCUAGGCUAAUGUAGGUAUGUAACCUAAUCAUUAAUUUAAGGAUUGAUUUUGAAAUGAUUCCCUUUUUUUUAUUUAAAAACCUUUGAUAUUUUUUACAUUUUAAAACACCUGAGCUCUGCUGUUGAGCUUGAUGUAUUUUGUAACCAUACAAUACUCAAUGUUUUGUAUGAUAACGAAUAUGUAAAAUCAUAUCUGUCUUACAUUUUCAGUCAGAGUCAGAGUUUGAUUCCUCAUCUAGAAAUAAAAACAUAUACUGAUUUAUGUCUGUGCUAGAUCAAUAUCAGCCAAUGCUCCAGGUUAAGUGUUAUAUCUGUCAGACUCUAGAGUGCACUGUACACAAAGGUCUUACAGCUUCAACUCAGACUCAAUUCAAAUGAUUAAAUGACUGAAGACAAAGUUUUAAAGAAGUUGCCCUUCAUGCCAAAUACUUAAAUCACUUUGUUCUUCCAGCAUGAACGACUCGACUGAUAGAUAGACCAUGGGUGAGGGUCUCAGGGGAGCCAUUGCUAAAAAAAACCCUCUAGGCAGCAUUCUUUGGUUCCCCUCUUCCUGGGGCUCUGAAAGUGCUCCAGCAGCAUCCUCCCGCUGCCUGCCCGAUCGAUGAGGCUUUGCUAAUGGCUCGACAUCUGCUAGCGAGCAUGGGGAGUUCUGAGACUUUUUCUUACAUGGCACAAACAUGAAGAUGGAGUCAUUUAUUUUUUUCAACAUGAUGGGAUUUCAUCCAUUAUUGAAUUGCUUAUGUUGGUGGAUGUUAAAUGUUGAGGUAAUGUGCUUAACAUGCAAAUACUGAAAGUGGAUUAAGCUUUCUUAACAUGGGUGUAUUUGGUGGUUAAUAUGAAAAGAAGAACAUAAACAAGUUAGUUCCAAAACAAGCUCAAGGGAGAUUAUUUUAUCGACUUGACUGGACUUGUACAUAUUGACCUGUUUUCCAUCCUGACGACCAAAGGAAGUCUGAGCUGUAAAUGCUGCUCCAUCUCCUCCCAGAGGUCAAAGAGCUAAAAGAGAAGAACUUAUAUUAAAGCGUGAUAAAAAAAAAACACAGCCAGCACUCACUUCCAAUAACCUUGUGCAUGUUUUGAAUGUUGCAGAUGAAAUGGAGUGGAUGGUGGAGCUCUGUGGAGCAGCUGUGGUCAAAGAUCCACUUCACCUUGACAGUAAACAGGUAAGUGCCUCUCUAGAGUGAAAAAAUAUUAAGGUGUCCGCGCCAGACUAGAUCAGUACUUGAGACAUGACUUUGUUAGUGUGCAGCCCCUUCACCUUUAUAUUCUUUUAUACUCCAUGUUCAUUUGUUAAUUCUCAGAUCUUUAACAUCACAGCCCAGUGCAGGAAAAGUUAUGUUUUCUGUCAUUUGUCCACCCUCUCUCACAUGCCUCUGAAAAGCCAGAAAAUUUCUGCCUGCAAAAUGAACCAGAUUUACCCUUGGACAACAGGUGUCUUGACCUGCCCCCCUGUGAUGACUGUUUUUGCAUUUUUAUCAAUGCUACAUGUUAACAGAUGGUUGUGUAUUCAUAUCCGUAUUCAUCCUGUUUUGUGCUGGUUUCACACAAUGUCAAAUUUUCUGCAACAUUCUUACAUCAGCUUACCCCAACUCUACAGGGAAAAGUCAAGAGAGUGCUGUUUAUUGUGUUUGUGCUCACAAAUGUAGCCCUCCUCAAAAAUUUCAGGAAAUCUGCAUGCAUGUGUGAAUACAGCUCCUGACUGAAGCAUCUCAAAUACUGAUGGCUAAAUUGGGUGGGGGUUGGCAAAGAUGUGCAGAUACCAAAAAUGAGUGAAGUGGAGGAUUGCUGUAUCACAUCAACACUCUACAACAAUAAAACUAUUGCGCCGCAUGUGAAGUAAAGAGAGCACUGCGAGAGAGGAGCACGCGUGUGUUAGUAAAGCAGAGGGAAUGAAUGAGCAUGGUGAUAGAGGCUGUAGCAAUUACAAACAUCAGCAAGCUAACAGUGACCAACAGGGUCUGUAUCCUCAUACAACAUGCAGAAAUCUAUGUGCAAGUGUUUUAAGUUCAAUCGAUGCCUGUGAUGUACAAAACCCAAUUCCAAUGAAGUUGGGAAGAUGUUCAAAUCGUAAAUAAAAACAGAAUAUAAUGAUUUACAAAUCCUUUUCAACCUAUAUUCAGUUGAAUACAGUACAAAGACAAGAUAUUUAUUGUUCCAACUGAUCAACUUUAUUGUCUUUUUGCAAAUAAUCAUUAACUUUAGAAUAUAAUGGCAGCAACACGUGACAAAGAAGUUAGCAAAAAUUACUGAGCAAUUUGAGGAAUGCUCAUCAAGCACCUAUUUGAUUUUAUUUACGUUUAUGACCAUUUCCCAACUCCAAUGGAAUUAGGUUUUGUAGAUUCUCACAAUAAAGCGAUAUAAACGAUCUGUUUUCCAUCAGGACUCUUCAGCAGUCAGUAAAGUGGAAACUCUCCCAACACAGUCUCAUAUGUUUACCAUUAUAUCUGAAAAUGUCAUAUGAAUACAGCAUUGUUGAGUAAAUGUCAUAUGAAUACAGCAUUGUCGAGUAAAUGUCACAUUAUAAAUUAAAGAUAUUGUCAGAUGCUGAAAAGCUCUAAUUCUAAUAAUCAAUACAAUAUUAUCAAUAAGCUAUGAAGCAGCAAGUGUCAGACAGGAGACUUUGAUUGAUGAUAAUCUGGCAGGCAGUAGUUGAGAUGGUUAUUAAUGAUGUUGUUUUUUUGUUGCAUGGAAGCCUCAUCAUCUGAUCAUCAUACAGCCGGGAUCAGGGGCGCCAUCAUCCAGCUACAGCAGUGAGUUUCACCCUCAAGACACCAUGUCAUAUAUACCCGGUUCUGUUAUAACACACAUAUAUCUUUUGUUUCUUGAUCAGUGUCUCCCUCAUUUGCAGAAACACAUAUUUACACACACAGACAUGAAUAUCAGAAAUAGACCAACAGCAGCAGCAGAGGCUGAUGACACAACUCAUACAGGGUUUCACCUAGGGGUUUGAAUGUGGCUCAUGCAAAGACUUGUAGGGAGUCAGACAGGAAUUCUGCAUGAUAGAAAAAUUGCCAAUAAGUUUAUAUAAAGGUAUUUCCCCUGCGGUCAUGUUAGCUAGUUUGAAAAAGUUCAGCUGGUUCCUGAGUCCUGAGAAAAUGACUUCACAUCAGAGGUACAUACUGGGAUUUUUUCGAGAAAAGAAACUGAUGACAUAUGAUUUGACAUACACACAUAUACAGUUUCCUACGGUACAAAAUAAGAUGUCUGUUUUUCUGUAUAAGGACUCUAUUAAUGGGGUAAGUGGGCCCAAAACCAUAUUGCCCCCGACUACCCCCUCUACUGUCCUUAUUUAAACUGAUAAUUAGGCCGGGAAUUAAAACUCUGAUUUAAAAGAUUCAUUCAUAGAUUUUUUUUUUGGCCUUUCGGUCUUCAUUAUAGGACAGCUAAAGAGAAACAGCAAAUGUUUGUAGUGGAGACAUGCAGCAAAGGGUCAUGGCUGGAAGUCAAACCAGGGACCACUGCAGCAAUGACUAUAGCCUCUUUCUGGGGCAUGCUUGGAUAACCGGCGCCCACAGCGCUGUUUUUUUAAAUGGCUUUACACACGAUGAGAUGGGUGAAGCUAUUCAGAGGUGGCGCUCCAGGCUAGUGUUGAGAUGAUCCUUUUUUUUUUAGACGACCAUAGCUCACCGUAAUAAAAAUCAAUCAAAACUAACCUCAAAAUAUCUUUAUUCUAUCUAGAAGCUAAGAAUAUUUUUAUCUUUAACUUUAAUUGGUCAAUAAGUUCUGAAUACAUGUGUCACAUGAGCAAAGAUGUUCCCUCUGGUGAGCAUGUCUCUGCACGUCUUUCCAUAAAUACACAGAUUUGAAUGUGUCUAUGUCAGUGAGGACCAAUUGGAGGAUAACUCAGCAGGGAAAUGGCAGAUGCUGCCAGCCAAAAUGAGACAGGUACCUCCAACAAGAGCGAGGGGAGUGACUCGCCGGGAGAACGAGUGUGAAAGAAGUGUUGCAGCAGAGAAAUGGCCAGGAGAAAAUGUCAGACUGGAGCGAGGGGGAAAAUGUCAGAACAACUCAGCUACAGAAAAGAGAGGCUGCCGGAGCGCACGGAUAGCUGACAGUUUGUAAGAAAGCGAAAGAAAGCGGCUCUGAGUCUCACCCCCCUCCUCCAACCUUCUCCUGGCACCCUCAUUUGCUCUGCUGCAUUUUUAAUGAAGCUUUUCCUCUUCCACGUCCUUUGGCACUCAUAGGCCAGGUAAUCGAGUAGCCCAUUACACCCUCCUUUUCUGAGCCCCCCCUUAUCCUCUUCUUUCUGCAAAAUGGAUUGAAAUCACAUAGCUUUUUUAAACAAUUUUCUGAAUCACAACAUUUAAUUUAUUGUUCACACUCCGAAGUUCAUAUAAAACAGAUCUUGGACAUGUUGAUUCACAGAUCUGCUACUUAAUUCACAAUAUAUGAACAAUCUCUUACAUUAAGUAAAGACUAAAGCGGUUUGGUUUAAUGGUUAAAUCUUGUGCCCAAUACAGCAGGUACUUGGGGUUCCAUAUCAACCUAUGGCCCUUGACCAUGUACCACCCCCAACUCUCUCUCCAUGUUUCCUGCUCUGUCCAUUAACAUAUCCUCUCAAUAGGAGCAUAAAAGCCAAUUUUUUUUUCUAUAAAACUGUAGCAAGAUUAAGGAAAUUGUGCUGAUGUUUUUGGAGCUCAUACAUGUGUGAAAUAGAGUUGUGAAAGUACCAGAAUUUUGAAUUUUUUAUAAAAUGCUUGUCAGACAAAAGGUGACCUCCUUGGCAGCCAAAACGGCUAUUGUUGUUAUUUUUGAUUCCAAAACCUGCACACAAAGCUGGCUCAGAAAAAGAUGGCCUCAAUGAGGACUGACCAACAUGUGAAGUAAUGCCAAUAGUAAUGAAAGGCAAAUUCAAGAGAUUUUUUUUCCAAGUUGUGUUUUUGGGCAUUUCUGCCUCUAUUUGAAGAGACAGAAAGAGAGAUUUGGGAGUGAGGGGAUAGGAAAUCAGAGGGUAGCAAAUAGCCGUGGCUGAGAAUCGACCCCGCAGAGAAUGUGUAGAUCAUAAUAUAGUGUGUUUACUUGCAGUGUGUUCCCUGUGUUAUCCAAUUUUCUGACUAAUAUGGUCAUUUUAUUAGUAUUAGUAUUAGUCAUUCGUCAGCAGCGUGAGGAUAAGCUUCCUGUCAAUAGUGUGCAGGCUGGGACUAACAGCAAACAUAAAGGGACCAGGUGACAGUGCAGAGAUGCGGACAUGUUUACUAAAAUAUCUUGCAGUAUCUAGCAAAAUCUUGAAAUAUCUUAUUAAUGUGUUUACAGUUCUUCUAUUAACAUUUUCUUGUUGACUACAAAGAAAUCUCUUCUUUGUCCCACAGGUCUCUCUAAAAGAGCUACAGUUGUGACACGUGGUUGGCUGCUGGAUACCGUAGCAACCUACACCCUUCAAAGCUAUAACAAGUACACAACAUAAACUGAGAAGCCAAAUACUUCAAACCUGCAACCGUUAAUCCACUUGUUAUCAUCAGAUUUUUACAUUGCCUCUUUUAAAUGUCCAGAACUGUAAUUAGACUGUCAUCCAUGUGUGUUAAUAACUUAAAAACACUUUGUUUUGAGUGUGUUUGACUUGAUGUAUAUAAAGUUAAUUCAACAGAGA
Messenger RNA from Xyrichtys novacula (pearly razorfish), 30669 nucleotides. The record is from the annotation of a GenBank genome assembly. Lineage: Eukaryota; Metazoa; Chordata; Actinopteri; Labriformes; Labridae.